Arachis stenosperma is the source of this 729-nucleotide messenger RNA. RefSeq lists its product as uncharacterized. NCBI's taxonomy places the organism in Eukaryota, Viridiplantae, Streptophyta, Magnoliopsida, Fabales, Fabaceae. The transcript has a single exon. The record is from RefSeq and is a predicted model, not a curated record. Bases 1 to 729 code for a protein of 242 amino acids.
AUGGGAGCAACCUUGGUAACGGUUCUAAGCCUUGCCAUUGUUCUCGCCCUCAUCCUUGUCCUCCUUGCUGAACUCUACUGUUCCCUCUUGCUCCGCCGCCGCCACCCCAGAACCAACACCACCACCACCACCACCACACCCGCCGCUUCUUAUCCAACCUUGAAGAAUAACAACAACAAUGUUUAUGCACAAGGCGUAUUCCAGCCUCCUAGAAGCUUCCUUUUUCCUUCCCUUGUUUGCAUGGCAGAAGAACCAAAUCCAAAUGCAAAUGAAAGUACCCCUCAUAGCAUCGGACUUGUCUCUGUUCCUUCCCCACUUGCUUCCUUCAUUAACAGAGCUCCACCUACUCCAAAGGAACUUCAACAAGAAGUAGAACAACACCCUCCUCCUCCUCCUCCUCAUCAUCAUCAUCAUCAUCACGAGUGCAGUAAUGUUAAUGGGGAGCCAGAGCAGCACCUUGUGUACAUAUCCAACCCCAUUUACGAGAACCAAGAAGAAGAAAAAGAAGAGGGCAAAGUGAUGAUGACGACGCCGUUUGAAACACCAGAAACUUCCCCUUCUCAAUUAGAUGAUUAUGAUGAUGAUGAUGUCGAUUUGAGUCCAAUGAAGAAGCUCCCUGAAGAGGCUUCUUCGCUUAGGGUUACCUUCUCGGCAAGUGACCAGUCACAUAGCAACAAUAAUUGUCUCUCCUCUUCUUCUGCUUCCCCUUCUACUUCUCCUUCAUGGUGA